GGGAAGUAAAUUUUCAAAGGGUUAUGGGUGUUUCCUCUGUUGAAAUUGGUUGUAGAGUACAUUUUGAAGGAGAAUUUGGAACUGUCCUUUAUGUUGGUCCAAUUGAAGGAGUUGAUGGAACUUGGCUUGGUGUUGAAUGGGACAAUUUAACAAGAGGAAAGCAUAGUGGUUGUUACAAUAAUAUUAAUUAUUUUCAAACAAGUAUUCCCAAUGCGGGCAGUUUCAUUCGUCAAUCCAAAGCAGACUUGGGAAUUUCUUGUCCAAAAGCCGUGAGGCUAAAAUAUGGUCAUGAGGAUGCAUCCUCUGUAACUCCAACUUAUAUUUAUCUGCCACAGAAAAGUGGACCUGAAAGGCAUGUUGAGAUGGUUGGAAUGAAGAAAAUUAUGGGAAAACAAAGUAACUUCCAUAGUUUGACUAAUGUUGUACUGUCAAAAAUGCUAAUUAAUGAUCCAGGAGAAGUGAAUGAGUUGAAAGAAUUAAUACCAAAUGUUCGUGACUUAGAUUUAUCUCAGAAUCUGCUUUCAUCUUGGAAAUCUGUUAAUGAGAUAGUUGAACAAUUACCUUCACUUGAUACACUCAUCCUUUCUAAAAAUAGAUUGCAGAUACCUGAAUCUCCUGAACACCUUGAUUGUUAUAAAAAUGUGAAAACACUUGUGAUAAAUGAUAUGGCUUAUGAUUGGCGAAAAAUACUUACUUGUGCUAUGAUGUGGCCUGAUGUUGAAAACCUAUCUGUUAAAGAUAAUUAUAUUUCUAACCUGGACUGUCCAUUGUAUUCCAUGUUAUCUAAUUUGAGCUGUUUAAGUUUGAACAAUAAUUGUAUCAUUAGCUGGAGUGAAAUAUGCAAAUUAGGCAUUUUACAAAGCUUGAAAGAAUUGCAGUUAGAUAAUAUAGAAUUAUGUUCUAUAGAAUUUAUUGCUGUCUCACCAUUAGAGAAGACAGAAUUAUUUCGAAAUUUAGAGUCUUUAUUUGUAAAGAAUAAUUGGUUAAAAAAGUGGCAAGAUAUUAGUGAAUUGAAUAAACUUAUCAGUUUGAAAAAUCUUGUUGUAACCAAUAAUCCUGUUCUUUCAUUGGAAAGUCCUGAAACUUGCAGACAAUACAUUAUUGCCAAAAUUCAAAAUCUGGAAAGACUUAGUAGGACUGAGGUCGAAAGAUCAGAGAGACGAGGAGCUGAACUGGAUUACAUAAAAAAAUUCUACAAAGAUUGGCUUCUAGAUGAUUGUAGUAAAUGUGAAAUACACAGUAAAUCAACAUCUCCAUUUCUAACUUUGCAUCCAACCUAUCCAGAAUUACUCAAAAAACAUGGUAUUCCUGAUGAAAGUGAAUUUAAAGUUAAAAGCACUUUAAUAAAAGAUAAUUUAGUCUUUGUUCAAUUUUUCUGCCCAUCAAGUCCAAGCAAACCUCAACUUUCAAAAAAAUUACCAGCGGAAAUGACCAUUGGGAAGUUAAAAGCUCUUGUGAAGCGAUUAUUCAAAGUACCUUCUCUUGAAGUUAAGUUAUCCAUUAUAUCUAAUGAUGAUACAUCUCAAAGAACUGAUUUGAAUAAUAAUUUGAGACAGAUAUCCUUCUACUCUAUUUCUGAUAAAGAUAAAAUUGCUGUUGAAUGGUGAAAUUAUAUAUGCCUUGCUGCAGAAAAGAAAAGUGCUAUUGCUAUUUUAAGUUGUUUCUGAUGUAAAU
This is a messenger RNA of Parasteatoda tepidariorum (common house spider), 1674 nucleotides long. RefSeq names its product Tubulin-binding cofactor E (gene Tbce). Lineage: Eukaryota; Metazoa; Arthropoda; Arachnida; Araneae; Theridiidae. Gene Ontology annotation, biological process: cytoskeleton organization. Gene Ontology annotation, molecular function: protein binding. The record is from RefSeq and is a predicted model, not a curated record.